Messenger RNA from Canis lupus familiaris (dog), 2130 nucleotides. It is a transcript of the gene SOX2, whose product is annotated as SRY-box transcription factor 2. Gene Ontology annotation, molecular function: DNA-binding transcription factor activity, RNA polymerase II-specific; RNA polymerase II cis-regulatory region sequence-specific DNA binding. Lineage: Eukaryota; Metazoa; Chordata; Mammalia; Carnivora; Canidae. Gene Ontology annotation, biological process: cell differentiation; regulation of DNA-templated transcription; anatomical structure morphogenesis. Bases 29 to 997 code for a protein of 322 amino acids. The record is from RefSeq and is a predicted model, not a curated record. The transcript has a single exon.
GCGGGCCGGGCCCGCGCACAGCGCCCGCAUGUACAACAUGAUGGAGACGGAGCUGAAGCCGCCGGGCCCGCAGCAAACUUCGGGGGGCGGCGGCGGCGGCGGCGGCGGCGGCAACUCCACCGCGGCGGCGGCGGGCGGCAACCAGAAGAACAGCCCGGACCGCGUCAAGCGGCCCAUGAACGCCUUCAUGGUGUGGUCCCGCGGGCAGCGGCGCAAGAUGGCCCAGGAGAACCCCAAGAUGCACAACUCGGAGAUCAGCAAGCGCCUGGGCGCCGAGUGGAAACUUUUGUCGGAGACGGAGAAGCGGCCGUUCAUCGACGAGGCCAAGCGGCUGCGAGCGCUGCACAUGAAGGAGCACCCGGAUUAUAAAUACCGGCCCCGGCGGAAAACCAAGACGCUCAUGAAGAAGGAUAAGUACACGCUGCCCGGCGGGCUGCUGGCCCCGGGCGGCAACAGCAUGGCCAGCGGGGUCGGGGUGGGCGCCGGCCUGGGCGCGGGCGUGAACCAGCGCAUGGACAGCUACGCGCACAUGAACGGCUGGAGCAACGGCAGCUACAGCAUGAUGCAGGACCAGCUGGGCUACCCGCAGCACCCGGGCCUCAACGCGCACGGCGCCGCGCAGAUGCAGCCCAUGCACCGCUACGACGUGAGCGCCCUGCAGUACAACUCCAUGACCAGCUCGCAGACCUACAUGAACGGCUCGCCCACCUACAGCAUGUCCUACUCGCAGCAGGGCACCCCUGGCAUGGCGCUGGGCUCCAUGGGCUCGGUGGUCAAGUCCGAGGCCAGCUCCAGCCCCCCCGUGGUUACCUCCUCCUCCCACUCCAGGGCGCCCUGCCAGGCCGGGGACCUCCGGGACAUGAUCAGCAUGUACCUCCCCGGCGCCGAGGUGCCGGAGCCCGCCGCCCCCAGCAGACUGCACAUGUCCCAGCACUACCAGAGCGGCCCGGUGCCCGGCACGGCCAUUAACGGCACACUGCCCCUCUCGCACAUGUGAGGGCCGGACAGUGAACUAGAGGGGGGGAGACAUUUUCAAAGAAAAACGAGGGAAAUGGGAGGAGAGUAAGAAACAGCAUGGAGAAAAACCCGGUACGCUCAAAAAAAAAAAAAAAAAAAAAAAAAAGUCAUCACCCGCAGCAAAUGACAGCUGCAAAAGAGAACACCAAUCCCAUCCACACUCACGCAAAAACCGCGAUGCCGACGAGAAAACUUUUAUGAGAGAUCCUGGACUUCUUUUUGGGGGACUAUUUUUGUACAGAGAAAACCGGAGGGGGGGGGCGUGGGGAGGGCGAGGGGAUGGACCUUGUAUAGAUCUCUGGAGGAAAGAAAACUACGCAAAACUUUUUAAAAGUUCUAGUGAUACGGUAGGAGCUUUGCAGAAAGUUUGCAAAAGUCUUUACCAAUAAUAUUUAGAGCUAGUCUCCAAGCGACGAAAAAAAAUGUUUUAAUAUUUGCAAGCAACUUUUGUACAGUAUUUAUCGAGAUAAACAUGGCAAUCAAAAUGUCCAUUGUUUAUAAGCUGAGAAUUUGCCAAUAUUUUUCAAGGAGAGGCUUCUUGCUGAAUUUUGAUUCUGCAGCUGAAAAUUUAGGACAGUUGCAAACGUGGAAAAGAAGAAAAUUAUUCAGAUUUGGACAUUUUAAUUGUUUAAAAAUUGUACAAAAGGAAAAAAAAUUAGAAUAAGUACUGGCAAAACCAUCUCCGUGGUCUUCUUUAAAGGGGCAAAAGUUUUAGAUUGUACUAAAUUUUUUUUUAACUUACUGUUAAAAGCAAAAAUGGCCAUACAGGUUGACAUCGUUGGUAAUUUAUAAUAGCUUUUGUUUCCCAACUUUCCAUUUUGUUCAGAUAAAAAAAAAAAAGCAACAACAUGAAAUUACUGUGUUUGAAAUAUUUUCUUAUGGUUUGUAAUAUUUCUGUAAAUUUAUUGUGAUAUUUUAAGGUUCCCCCCCCCCUUUAUUUUCCGUAGUUGUAUUUUAAAGAUUCGGCUCUGUAUUAUUUGAAUCAGUCUGCCGAGAAUCCAUGUAUAUAUUUGAACUAAUACCAUCCUUAUAACAGGUACAUUUUCAACUUAAGUUUUUACUCCAUUAUGCACAGUUUGAGAUAAAUAAAUUUUUGAAAUAUGGACACUGAAA